Messenger RNA from Anopheles arabiensis, 6349 nucleotides. Its product is annotated as NCK-interacting protein with SH3 domain. The transcript has 8 exons. The coding region runs from base 997 to 3468 and encodes 823 amino acids. NCBI's taxonomy places the organism in Eukaryota, Metazoa, Arthropoda, Insecta, Diptera, Culicidae. The record is from RefSeq and is a predicted model, not a curated record. Gene Ontology annotation, molecular function: Arp2/3 complex binding; protein binding. Gene Ontology annotation, biological process: endocytosis.
GUUGUGUCAAAGUGCGCAAAACGGGAAGAGGCAAACAGGCCGAGUCGGAUUUUCGCUCCCCCAAACAGUUCCCAAACGCGGCACAGUGCUGGUGCUGGGCCAGUGUAAAUUGAAACCGCCACGAGCGAACCCACAAAGUGCUGCUGAUUGUUUGUGUGCGAGUGCCGAGUGUGUCGGUCUGCAGUACGCAGCUCCCUCUUUCCCAGUCCGUGCAGAAGCGUGCGUGCGUGCACUGAGCGUUGUGACAAAAACAAAACAAAACAAACCAAAGCACACACACGCACACGGGCACACAUUCGCUCCAGCCCUGUUUUUCUCUUUAGCUUCACUCGCACUGUACGCGCGUGAGUGUGUGUUGGUGCUUAUUUUUAUCAAUCGAUUUACAGAGGAGAUUCGCUGACCCCUGCCGUGCUGUGCUUCCCGGGUGUGUACACACGCACACACUCCUCGUGCGUUGGUUUUUUUUGCACACACAUACGCGUCCUUGGCAAAACGAAAAAGGGCAAGAAGCCUCAGUGGUGGUGGUGGUGGUGGUGUGCAUCAGUGUGUUUGUGUGUGUCUGUGUGUGUGUGUGUGGAUACGAAGAGCUCGACCCGUGUGAUAUGGUUUUGCGGAUGCUGGAAUGCACAGCAGCACGCACAUAAAUCUCCCAGGAGAAACAUAGGCGAAUAAUCAGCAACCAUCAGAAGCACACACACACACACACACAUACGCAGGAACAUUCCUCGUCCAGCAAUCAGAUGAGCUAAGCUCAGCAGCAGUUGAAGAAAGAAAGCAAGCAACAACAACAACAACAACAACAAAGUGAGGAAAAGGGUGGACGAACUGUUGGAAUUUUAGGACCAGCGGCAGGCAGCAAUCACCAAUCAACCCUCAUCGGGGCUCGGGAAGGUCGGGAAGGUCCAUCGAACUUUUUGCCCCAACUCCAGCACUCUCCCAUCCGACCCCCUCACCCCAAACAAACCCCCAUCACCACCAAGAAAAAAAGGAGCAAACAUGGUAGACAGCAUGUCGCAGGAUGCUGAGUCGUUCGAGAUGCUGAAAGCGCUGUACGACUUUACCGCCGUCUACCCGAAGACGAUCAGCUUCGACGAGGGCGAAUACUUCAUCCUGCAUCAGACGAGCGCCCGGCAGCGGAACUGGUGGCAGGUGGUCAGCAUGAAGGGCAACAUCGGGUUCGUCCCGUCGAACUACGUGAUGAAGCUGAAGGUCAAUCCACUCUUUCUAAACGGCUUUCUCGAAUCCAGCAUAGAAUCGUUGCGGCUGUCGACGGAGAAGGAAAUAAACGGCAUCAUCGGACGGGAGGAACUGAUCAGCCGGCUGGUGGAGAAGAAGCGCAUGCUGGAAAAAAUGCUCAAGUACGAGCUGACGGAUAGUGAAUCGGAACCGCCCUCGCCGAUCAAGAUGAGCAACGGGCACCUGAAGCAGCAGCAGCAGCACGACGGCUCGAGCGAACGCACGGCACCGCUGAAGAACGGUCCCCAGCGACACUCGCCGCCUGCACCGUCUGAGCAGCAGCAGCAGCAGCAGCCGGUGAUGAUGCAGACGGCAAAGAAAUCGAAAUCGAGCCCGGCCGUCGGUGGCCAGGUACCGCCCCAGUUCAUCCAGGAAAGUCCCAGCACGGGCGUGCUGGCGACGAAGCACAGCGGCGGCCCGGCACAGGCCGAGGAGCAGCAGCAGCAGCAGGCACCGGUGGUCGUCGCCGUAGCCGCCGCAGCCAGCCAGGAACCGAGCAGCACCCUGUCCGAGCUGUCGUCCGUGUCGUCCGAGCAGACGGAGCCGACGAGCAACAACACCGCCACGACCGGCACGCUCACGACGACGAGCGACGAGAUAACGGCCAUCUCGCGCAUCGACGAUCGGGGCGGGGCGGGCGAGGAACCGUCGCUGGGUGCCGGUGCCCCGACCGAGGCCGAAAACCAGACCGAUCACGAGCUGAACGAGCUGGAGACGACCAACAACGACGACGUGACGGUGAGCGAGACCGAACCGCAGCCGGUUUCGGUGCGGGAGCCGCCGCACGAUGAACCGCCGCAGGAGGAGGACGAACCGGUCGGGCCGGCUGAGGGAGCGGCUGGUGGCGGCAGUGUGACGACCGGCGGGGACGAUGGUACGCUCGCGAGCGACACGGAGCGCGAGGCCGGCUCGGGCGCCGAGUGUGGCGAGAGCAGCGUGGCGACCGGCGACGAGCCGGCCGAGCCGGCGGAAGAUCUGGCCAAGCAGCCGCCGGCCAGGGUGGAAGCGGCCGAGGUGUACCAGAUAGUGGACGCGAUACGCAAGGCCACCCGGCUCAGCCACGAGCUGUCCUGCGUCGCGCUGCGCGUGGUGCUGGCCGAGCUGGAGGUGCUGCUGCCGCCGGCCGUCGUCCGCCAUCUCGAGCCGGUCGCCGUCCAUCUGGCCGCCCCGUUCGACGUGCCGGACGGGCUGCUGAGCAAGACGCACGAUGCGCACCGGCUGCGGCUGAUCUUUGCCGAGCUGUCCGACUGCAAGAACGACUCGGAGCAGCGCACGUGGAUGCUGCACGAGGACGAGGCCGACAUCCGGCAGUACCUGGCCGAGCUGAUCCGCAUCCUCACCGACGCCGAUCCGAAGAUCUGCCGCAGCGAGAUGGCGUGCGACCAGUACCAGAGCAUCAUCAACCUGGUGCUGUACUACCAGAUGGAGACGCGCUGGUCGAUCCGGAAGCUGCUGCUGGCCGCGUUCCGCGCGAUGUGCCAUCUCGACUACACGACCGUCGACAUACUGCUCGGCUCGGUGCUGCCGCUCGAGCUCGUGCAGGACAUGGUGUCGAACCCGCGCAACAUCGAGAAGCUGCAGGAGCUGGCGAACAUGCUCAUCAUCAUCUUCUCGAUCGGGCGCCGGAUGCCGAUCAAUCAGCAAGAUCACCUGCGGGCAGAUUUCAUCAUCUUUCUGCUGAACAUUAUCGAAACGCCGCCGGAGAGCGACGUCCAGGAGGUGCUGCCCGACAUCAUGAUCAACCUGAUCCUGUCGUUCAACCUGCAGUUUGACAACUUUGCCGAGAACGUGGUGCUGGAGGCGAUGGAGCAGUUCAAGACGGCCAAAACCUUUACCGAGAAGAUACUGCUGCUGAUCAACCGGGAGGAGGACCCAGUGCACACGCUGAAGCACACGCCGAUGAACAUCAACCCGGUGCUGAAGAUGCUGGUCGAUCUGUUCAGCCGCCCGGAGACGGCGUCCAUCUUCUACACCAACGACAACAAGGUGCUGAUCGACAUACUCGUGCGCCAGCUGUCCGAUCUGUCCGCCGGCGAGCCGAUUCGCAAAUGGUACCUGGAGCUGUGCCGGAAGAUCCUGCGCAACACCAACUAUCCCGAGCACCAGCACCGCAAGCAGGACCUGAUGAAGAUCUUCACCCGCAUCUUCUGCGAGGAGACGGAGUGCAGCGCCAGCGACCAGCAGAUUGUGCGCGAAAUAGCGAACGAGUUUCCGCAAAUCUUCAAAGCGUGAAGCGGUUGGCUGCUGCGGUGCUGCUGCGGUGCAGCGAGUUUGUUUUCGGGCGCGAUGUCCUGCGCCGGUUCGAAUGAUAUAUUUAUUAUUGUUAAGCGUUAAGCAGACAUUAUAACACGAUGCGUACAAAACGGAACCCUUUGAUCUGAGACAGAAAGAUUCUCGCCACACAUGAAGGAGAAGGAUGGCAAAAUAUUGAACGUUAGUGGUUUUUGUUUUGUGAUGUAGUAGCUAUGAUUUUACGGCCGAUCGUCCCUUCCUGUUAUGCUAGUCAAUCCGGGCUUCUUUCACCUUCCCGCCACCCUAUUGCCCCACUCCUCCCAUCACACAUUCCCCAUCCAGCUCUACCAGGACAUGUUUACUAAUUAGGGCCUGCUAUGCCUGGUGCCGUCUUUCACGCUUGCCUGCUCCAAAAGCAGAGCGAGAGAGAUUAGGCAACAAACAACGAGGGACAGGCAAGCAGCAAACAAUAGUCUGUUAAACAAAAAAAUCGUUCGUUAACUACCUUCCCUGUUAAAUGCUUACAUCAAAGAGUUCUUUUUUAAGGCUACAUUUUUAACCAAACAAGAAAGAGAGAGAGAGGGAGGUCGAGCAUUUAGUGUUGACUCGUGCCCAAACUACUGAAAAGCCAAAAAAAAAAAAAAGAGAGAGAGAGAGAGAUGGAGAGAACAAACGUCGUUUGAAGAAUGAAAUAUCCGCAAAACUAUUUAUUAUUACGAUGUAACCAAACUCUUAGCUAAGCGAAAUGAGUCUGAAAACGUUUUACGGAACGAGGCAGCACACACACACACACACACACACACACACACACACACACACACACACACACACACACACAUACACAAUACGGUAGUAUAUUUUGUUAAACCAUGAACGCGGCGGUAGGGCAAGGUCGCUGAAAGAGCAAUCUAACCAAUCCAAACCAAUACAUUCAGCCGCCCAGCCAGUGCGUGUGCUGUGUGGUAGUGAUUUGCUUUAAAAAAAAACGUGCACUGCAAGCUGCUACUUGUCAGCGGGGACACGCGGUUGUUUAUUUGUUUGAUAGACCAGUGUUUCGGCCAGUUGUUCCCAUUGCCAUUGACGCGAUCUCUGUUUUCUCGCAAUCGUACGCGAAGCGAAAUGUAACUCAAACAACAACAAGAAACCCCAUAGACAUUUACACACACACACACACACACUCACUGGCACAGAGUAGUUGUAGUACGAGUUAUAAAUAUCGCUACAGAAGGAUUAUUAUAAAAUAUGCUCCAUCCUUCUCACACCCUGGUGGCGCCCGAACAGUGCAAUUUCUUCCCCACUUUCUGCGAUAUUGUUAACCGACACGAUAUAGAGAUGUGUGUGUGUGUGUGUGGGUGCGUGUUAAUCAGAACCCCGUAAAAGGGCGACCGUACAGCCGCUUACGUAGAAUGCAUUUAACCGAGGACACAGUUAGGGUAGAGGUACAGAGGCAAGACAAAAGGAGAAAGAGAAGAACACGCACAGGCAUUUUCUAACAAACAAAUUUAUCAAAUUGCCUGUUAAGAAGUGAAAAUGAUGUAAGCCAUAUGUGUGUGUGUGUGUGUGUGUGUGUGUGUGUGUGUGUGUGUGUGUGUGUGUGUAUGUGUUACAUUUCCCCCAAUCGAAGCAAUGAACUCUAUUGCGCAAAGAUCGCUUACUGUUGCGAGGAGCUUUAAAGAAUGACGGCUGAGAUUGGCAUUCUUGCCGCGCGGCCCGCCAGAUUGUUAUAAGCUUUAUAUUUCCCAAAUUGGCCUUUGGAGUGUGUUGGCGGUUGCAUUUUUUUUUUUUUUAAACUUUGCCUCGGAACAACGGACAGUCCAAAGAUUACGUUGUAAGCCAUCAUUAUAGAGCGAAUAAGCGUUAGUUAAUUAUGUGAUACAGCACUACUUUUACCUUCUGUGUAACGGCCCGUUUCGACCUAGUCUUAGCCAUCAAAGCAACCUCAUUUACACACACGCGCGCGCGCGCGCUCUCUCUCUCUCUAUUAUAAUUAUGCAUUCGGUAGAGUUAAACGUAUAACGCUUACACAGGCUAGGCUCAGGACAGAACACAAUGAAAUGCAUUAGUCAAACCCCAAAAUGUGCCAAUUAACCAACACCGAACCGUUCAUCAUACCAGGACGAGCAACCCCCUCUCCCUUCGUUGAGCUACGAACCUGCUACGAGCAGCUCAAAGCCGGCGAUAUAUGAAGUGUAAUAAGUCCACGCAUUACUACAUUUUAGCAAGUACAGUACACGGCUUAGUGUGUAGGAUUGUUUUUUUUAAACGAAUAAUUUAUAACGCUUUUAAACAUUAUCGAUCGUUCGCGUUGUUCCGAUGCAGAGAGGCAUUUAAAAACGUGAAGUUGGAAAUAGAGAUAAAGAGAAGGAGAAAGAGAGAGAGAGAGAGAGAGAGAGAGAGAGAGAUAAAGAGAGAGAGAUAGAGAGAGAGAGAGAGAGAGAGAGAGAGAGAGAGAGGAAAAGAACGAACGCAAGUUAAUAUUCUAAAUCACUGGCAAACGAAGCUGGAAUACCGCAGAGAAAGAGAGAGAGAGAGAGAAACGAAACACACACAAAUAAGUUAAUUAGUUAAGUAAAAUUACCUUACCGCUGACUGUUCGUUUUUUUUUAAAUACAUGCACACACACACACACCUUCCAAAGUAUGUAAAGGAUGCCAAAUGAAAUGAACAGCAGCAAACAAAGCGAAAAAAGACGCCGUUCCGUAGUGAAAAACACAUACACACACACCCAAUAAGCAAACAAACAAUACGCUAAAUAGUAGUGUGUGCAGUGUUGUGUUUAAGGAAAAAAAAACAACAACAAAAAAGUAUAGUAGCCCCCCGCAAUAACAUGCAAAGCCAAGCAGAGAAGAAAAACAAAAACAAAUAAUUAAAGAAAAAAAAA